AAAUCUCCACUCAACUGAACACUCCGUCACCACACAGAGACACACUCUCUCUAUCCAUGAUAACCUGCAAGGCUUCACACCUGCGCUCUGUAUCACUCUCUUUAGACUUCACCUUCAAAUCAACAUCAACAAACCCUAGAUAUCUAUGUUUUUCAGAGUCUAACCUCUCUCUGCGCAACAAUUGCCUUGUCUGCGCUUCCACUGACAGACCCAAAUGGAACCCUACAAGUCAUUUUGCUUAUGGUAACCGACACAGAGCCAAAAACGAAUAUGCCGACGACGAAGAAGAAGAGAAAAAGGUCCGUUGCGAGGUUGAAGUGAUAUCGUGGCGGGAACGAAGAAUUAAGGCCCAAAUUUUGGUUAAUGCCAACAUUGACUCGGUUUGGGAUGCUCUCACCGACUACGAGAGGCUAGCCGAUUUCAUCCCCAAUCUUGUUUCCAGUGGGACAAUUCCAUGUCCGCAUCCUGGGCGAAUAUGGUUGGAGCAAAGAGGCUUGCAACAGGCACUAUAUUGGCACAUAGAAGCACAUGUUGUGUUGGAUCUUCAAGAAUUCCCUAAUUUGGCUAAUGAUCGUGAACUCCGUUUUUCGAUGGUUGAUGGGGAUUUUAAGAAGUUUGAAGGAAAAUGGUCUUUGAAAACUUGCAAAAGGUUGUCAAUGACAACUUUAUCAUAUGAAGUUAAUGUGAUACCUAGGUUCAACUUCCCAGCCAUAUUCUUGGAGAGGAUUAUCAGAUCAGAUCUUCCCGUGAAUCUUCAAGCAUUGGCUUGUAGAGCUGAAAGAAAUUUUCAAGGGAAUCAGAAUAUAUCAAUGACUGAAAGUUCCUUGGGUACAACAUCCAUGGCUUUCACUACUUCCGCUAGCAUAGACAAUGAUAAUUCUUUGUCAGAGAAGGAUAAUCUUACUCUUGGUGGGAUCAUGGAGAGUUAUGCUGGCUCUAAUUUUGGCCCAUUGCCCCCUUCUUCUGGUGAGUUGAACAGUAACUGGGGUGUAUUCGGGAAAGUUUGCAAACUUGAUAGGCCUUGCAUGGUGGAUGAAGUUCAUCUUCGUAGAUUUGAUGGCCUAUUGGAAAAUGGAGGUGUCCAUCGCUGUGUUGUUGCUUGCAUAACAGUGAAAGCUCCUGUUCGUGAAGUGUGGAAUGUUUUGACUGCUUAUGAGCGUCUUCCUGAGAUAGUUCCAAAUCUAGCCAUCAGUAAGAUUAUAUCACGAGAAAACAACAAAGUUUGCAUUCUUCAGGAAGGAUGCAAGGGCCUAUUGUAUAUGGUGCUCCAUGCACGAGUUGUCCUAGAUUUGUGUGAACAUGUUGAACAGGAGAUUAGUUUCAAACAAGUUGAAGGGGACUUUGACUCAUUUCAGGGAAAAUGGCUUCUGGAGCAACUUGGGAAUCAUCAUACACUAUUGAAGUACACAGUAGAAUCAAGAAUGCACAAGAAUUCCUUCCUUUCUGAAGCUAUCAUGGAAGAGGUCAUAUAUGAAGAUCUCCCAUCAAACUUAUGUGCAAUUCGGGAUUAUAUUGAAAAAAGAGAAGCAGAAAAGUGUAUGGAAACAAGCGAUCUUGGGUUAUAUUCGGAGGAGAAAAAUGCUUUGACUAAUAAUGACAGAUAUGCUGAUUGUAGUUGGCCAGCUGUGAAGAUUUCUGAUUGCAAUGGUCCACAUUCAUCCAAACGAAGACCCAGGGUGCCAGGCUUGCGGAGAGAUAUUGAAAUUCUUAAAGCUGAACUCCUGACCUUUAUUUCAGAAUAUGGGCAGGAAGGGUUUAUGCCCAUGAGAAAGCAACUUCGAAACCAUGGAAGAGUAGAUAUUGAGAAGGCAAUCACACGCAUGGGCGGAUUUAGAAGAAUCGCGUCAUUGAUGAAUCUUUCCCUUGCUUAUAAACACCGCAAACCAAAGGGUUAUUGGGAUAAUCUUGAAAAUUUGCAAGAAGAGAUAAGUAGGUUCCAAAGGAGCUGGGGAAUGGACCCUUCGUAUAUGCCCAGUCGAAAAUCUUUUGAGCGUGCAGGUCGCUACGACAUUGCACGUGCAUUGGAGAAAUGGGGGGGCCUACAUGAAGUUUCUCGCCUUCUAUCGCUUAAGGUGAGGCACCCUAACAGGCAGGCAAAGUUUGCCAAUGAUAAGAAAAAUGAUUAUGUGGCAUCUGGUGAUGAAGAGAAAACACCAUUGAAACCUUAUGUCUCUCAAGAUACACAGAAGUGGCUCAUGAAAUUAAAGGAUUUGGACAUUAAUUGGGUUGAAUAAAAUUCUAAACUUUAUUUGUCUA
Cornus florida is the source of this 2256-nucleotide messenger RNA. RefSeq lists its product as uncharacterized. The coding region runs from base 57 to 2234 and encodes 725 amino acids. The transcript is spliced from 10 exons. NCBI's taxonomy places the organism in Eukaryota, Viridiplantae, Streptophyta, Magnoliopsida, Cornales, Cornaceae. The record is from RefSeq and is a predicted model, not a curated record. Gene Ontology annotation, biological process: regulation of photosynthesis, light reaction.